AUGGGUUCAUCCGUUACAACAGAAGAUCUAAAAGCGUUUCACUCGAUGGAUAGAGAGCUCUUCAAGCGACUUGUGGUCAAUAGUCGUCGGGACUUGGUUAUAUAUAUGCAAGCUAUUGCAUUCUGGAUCUAUCUUGAGGAGAUAGGGUAUCCCAAUAUUGUUCAGAAACUGCUUAGGUUGAAUGAUGUGGUGGUUAAUAAUAUACUCGACGAAGCAAUUUAUUGUCUUUGUUGUCUUCAAUCUGUGACACCACUGGUACCGGUAGUCUACAUUUCUGAUUUGCCAUUUACCCAUGAAGUAAUGGGGGAAGAGGCAAAAGGUUUGUCAGCAGUGUGUCGCGACAGGAUUAGUGCUCUAACCAGGAUCAAUCAGACUGUCAACCAAGCAUUUUCUAGGGCUUUCACUGAUAUCAUGGAACAGGUUGUUGGAAGAAACUCUGCUCAGUAA
Molecule: messenger RNA, 447 nt
Organism: Papaver somniferum (opium poppy)
Lineage: Eukaryota; Viridiplantae; Streptophyta; Magnoliopsida; Ranunculales; Papaveraceae
Exons: 1
Coding region: 1-447 (148 amino acids)
Source: RefSeq, a predicted model, not a curated record